GGAUGGGAGGGAGGUGGGGGAAUUCUGUUCUCAGGAGAUGAUCACUGGGCUUUAUGAAGAUGAUCCUUUAUGACCUUUUGAUUAAAGUAUUAACCAUCCAUUAGGCCAACAUGGAGCGGUCAGAGGCAUAGUGGGGCUGAAGUGGUUGGCAAAGAUCAGAAUGACUGGCAAUACAAUUAAGGAGGGUGGCAGUCAAGAAGCCUGUUUUGAAAGCAAAAAUGGGCUGGAGGAAAUUGGGUACCCUCACUGAGCUGGGGCAGUCUCAAAAUUUCCUGAGCAGCUGCUGGUACGUCAGAGGCUUGGAAUUGGCAUGGUAAAUCUAAAACUGUCUCAGCAGUGGUUAGCUGACCUCAUCCAAGUUCCAAUUCCUACUCUGACUGAUGCCUUUUUCCUGAGCCUCAGAGCUAAAGAGCCUCCUGUGUUCUUUCCUAUUGGCUGGGAAGACCAAUUGAAGUUCCCUUGCCCAUGUUAGGAGGUGUACGCCUCCUGAACUAAAGAUAGAAACAGCUGGCCCUUCCAAGCAGCUAAAAGCCUCCAGAGUAAGAGGUGUUCCCCCACUCGUCAGCCAGACUCCUUGAAAUACCCUUUCAGUAAUUCUACCAACACCUCCAUGGCUCUACUCUGCCAUAACAAAGGCUGUGGGCAGCACUUUGACCCCAAUACCAACCUUCCUGAUUCCUGUUGCCAUCACCCUGGGGUCCCAAUCUUCCAUGAUGCACUUAAGGGUUGGUCCUGCUGCUGGAAGCGAACUGUAGAUUUCUCUGAGUUCUUAAACAUCAAGGGCUGUACUGUGGGACCACACUCUGCUGAGAAGCUUUCUGAGGACCCUCAACCUGAGGGCCCUGCCACAAGCAGUUCACUUGAGGAGCAAAAACCUCUGAAUACGUUUCCAAAGUCAGCAGAGACCUUGCGCCGGGAGAGGCCCAAGUCAGAGUUGCCUCCAAAGCUGCUGCCACUAAACAUAUCCCAAGCAUUGGAAAUGGCAUUGGAACAGAAGGAACUAGACCAGGAACCUGGAGCAGGACUUGACAGUAGUCUGAUUCAGACUGGUUCCAGCUGCCAGAACCCAGGAUGUGAUGCUGUUUACCAAGGCCCUGAGAGUGAUGCUACUCCAUGUACCUACCACCCAGGAGCACCUCGAUUCCAUGAAGGGAUGAAAUCUUGGAGCUGUUGUGGCAUCCAGACCCUGGAUUUUGGGGCAUUCCUGGCACAACCAGGAUGCAGAGUUGGUAGACAUGACUGGGGGAAGCAGCUGCCAGCAUCUUGUCGUCAUGAUUGGCACCAGACAGAUUCCUUAGUAGUGGUGACGGUGUAUGGCCAGAUUCCACUGCCUGCAUUCAACUGGGUGAAGGCCAGUCAAACUGAGCUUCAUGUCCACAUUGUCUUUGAUGGUAACCGUGUGUUCCAAGCACAGAUGAAGCUCUGGGGGGUCAUAAACGUGGAGCAGAGCUCUGUCUCCUUGAUGCCAUCUCGGGUUGAAAUCUCCCUGGUCAAGGCUGACCCAGGGUCCUGGGCCCAGCUGGAGCACCCUGAUGCAGUAGCUGAGAAGGCUAGGGCAGGGGUUGGAUUAGAGAUGGAUGAGGAAGAAUCUGAGGAUUCAGAUGAUGAUCUGAGCUGGACAGAGGAAGAGGAAGAGGAAGCGAUGGGGGAAUAGUUAUAUUAGACAGCUGAGUAUCUUGAUAGGACCUCAGUGACUCCCUGAAGAUGUUAGAGACCAGGAUAUGUUGGCAGUGUGGUAUUACUGAGCAGAAGGAGGCUGAAGGGAGGGGAGAACAAAAGUGUCCAAAUCAUGCUGUUUAUUCCCUUAAAUAAAUCUUAUAUUCUGCAGUUUCA
Talpa occidentalis (Iberian mole) is the source of this 1833-nucleotide messenger RNA. RefSeq names its product integrin subunit beta 1 binding protein 2 (gene ITGB1BP2). NCBI's taxonomy places the organism in Eukaryota, Metazoa, Chordata, Mammalia, Eulipotyphla, Talpidae. The transcript has 11 exons. The record is from RefSeq and is a predicted model, not a curated record. The coding region runs from base 611 to 1654 and encodes 347 amino acids.